This is a messenger RNA of Lipotes vexillifer (Yangtze River dolphin), 768 nucleotides long. RefSeq names its product fibroblast growth factor binding protein 3 (gene FGFBP3). Gene Ontology annotation, biological process: cell-cell signaling. Lineage: Eukaryota; Metazoa; Chordata; Mammalia; Artiodactyla; Lipotidae. Bases 1 to 768 code for a protein of 255 amino acids. The record is from RefSeq and is a predicted model, not a curated record. Gene Ontology annotation, molecular function: growth factor binding. The transcript has a single exon.
AUGAGUCCUCUGAGGCUGCGAGCGUCUCUCUCGCUGCUGCUGCUGGGUGGCUACCUCCUCGAGGGCGCCGGGAGAAACCAGGGGGCGGCCGGCAGCGCGGUCGAGUCGGCCCCGGGCCCCGCGGGCGGCUCCUCCGGUCGCUUCGUCAGCCCCGAGCGGCAUGCGUGCAGCUGGCAGCUCCUGCCGCCCGCCCAAGGGCCCGCAGCGGGCAGCGAGCUGGCGCUGCGCUGCCAGGCCCCGGACGGGGCGCGCCACCAGUGUGCCUACCGCGGGGAGCCGGGGCGCUGCCCGGUCUAUGCCGCCAGCCGCUCGCACUACUGGAAGCAGGUGCUGGGUGGGCUGCGCAGGAAGCGGCGGCCCUGCCACGACCCCGCGCCACUCAAGGCCCGCCUGUGCGCGGGCAAGAAGGGCCAGGGCGCGGAGCUGCGCCUGGUGCCCCAUGCAUCCCCAUUCGUCAGCCCUACUGGGGCGGCCUUUCACCGGGAUCCCAAGCUCCGGGCCAGGAGCCGGGGGCAGCCCCGAGAGGCCGCGCGCAGCCCCACCGCAGGGGCCCCGCCUCCCCAGAACGCGCCGCCCAAAGUGAAGCCCUCUGAGAAGAAGACCAAAGGAGGCAAGAGAAAGGCUGCCUGGAACCCAGACGAGGAGCGAUCUCUGGGGACCCGGCCCGAUCCCGACGAGCUGAACGAGAACGCGAAGCUCACGGAGACCUACUGUGCUGAGAAGUGGCAUUCCCUCUGCAACUUCUUUGUCAAUUUCUGGAAUGGCUGA